AUGGCUGACAACAACAUCCCAAGUGCUGAUCCCUUCCUCUUGCAACACCUGAUCGACGAGUCCACCCGUGACGGGGCGAAUCGUCGUCGACAGGUGGGAAAUCGGCAUACCCCCACCAGGCAAAGAAGGCCCGGGCAUGAAGCCUCACCACCCAGGAGGCAGCAGAUCCAUAGCAUCCAGCAGCUGCAGGGCCUCCAACAGGUUCAGAACAUUGACCAAGUCCCUCCCGAAGGACACGUUCAGAACGGGGAGGACGGGCAGCACCGAACUCACAAUGGGCCAGAACAUGCCCAGAAUGUGAAUGAGGCCGACACCAGAGACGGGCAGCCUGCUUCCUCAUUCACCCACACCUCCGAAAGGCGGAGAGCCCGUCACGGAGAAGAAGAGGAGCCGCUCAACAUUCCCGAGGACGCUGACCCCAUCACCGUCCGUCUGCUCAAAGAAAUACAACUAACAAACAGUCUCCUCCGAAUUCAGGACGACCGAAUUCACGAGCUGGAAAGACAGCGACGACGUCGCUCCCCUCCGAGGAAGCACUACAGGUCACGCUCUUAUUCCUCCUCGCGCUCACCGCCAAGGAGGUACCGUCGGCGUUCCCCAUCCUCUUCAAGGUCUCCACCAAGAAGAUAUCGCCGUCGGAGGACACGUUCCCGCUCUCCGCCAAGAAAGAGCAAGAAGAACCAGAGGCCAGAAGCCGCUGAAGCGAGAAGCUCCUCCCCCGAACAGGAUCAUCGGGGCCCUUCCAAAGCUGCAACGAAACCUGGCGAACGUCCCCCUCGGGACAACCAAUAUACCCCCGGGAUGUCCAAGGAUAACCAACAGCCCUCAAUUAUUCUAAAUAUUGAGGCAGCUCUUUGGUAUGCUCGACUGCGGCAUAUUGCUAUCGAAACAACCAAGUGUUGGAGCAAGUCCCCGGAGAACUUGAGCACAACCGAAAGCCAUAAAAUAUUCUAA
This is a messenger RNA of Vicia villosa (hairy vetch), 954 nucleotides long. RefSeq lists its product as uncharacterized. NCBI's taxonomy places the organism in Eukaryota, Viridiplantae, Streptophyta, Magnoliopsida, Fabales, Fabaceae. The coding region runs from base 1 to 954 and encodes 317 amino acids. The transcript is spliced from 2 exons. The record is from RefSeq and is a predicted model, not a curated record.